GAAGUAUAGAACCAUCAGCAUUUCUUAAAAACUCCCAAAAAAAAACCUACUUAACACUCAUGGCAAAACCUCAAGUUGUGGUGAUACCUUAUCCCGCACAAAGCCAUGUAAUUGCUACAAUGGAGCUUUCUCAACGGUUAGUCCAGCAUGGAAUCAGAGUUACGUUUGUCAACACAGACUUUAACCACAAGCUCGUGACCAGCAAUUGGUUAGACAAAGAGAGUUUUGGGGAUCCGAUGCAGAUGGUCUCCAUCCCAGAUGGUUUAGAACCAUGGGAGGACAGGAGUGACCUUUGUAAGUUGACCUUGUCAAUAAUGCAAACCAUGCCCCACAAGCUUGAAGAACUAAUAGAGAAGAUUAACAAAGAAGAGGGCAGUAAAGUUAGUUGUGUUGUUGCUGAUGAUUGCAUGGGAUGGGCCAUAAAAGUGGCAAAGAAGAUGGGAAUUCGAAGAGCAGCCUUCUGGCCUGCCUCAGUUGCUACAUUGGCCUCCAUGUUCUCCUUUCAAAAACUGAUUGAUGAUGGGAUUAUAAACGAGAAAGGCACACCUCUGAAAGAGCAGAUAAUUCAGCUAUCAGAAACCAUGCCGUCUAUGAAAUCUGAGAACCUUAGUUGGGUGUGCUUUAAGGAUGUAGCUACCAUAGAAGCCAUCUUCCUACUUGUAAAAGAAGCUGAAGAGGCUUCUAGAUUAACAGAAUGGUUUAUAUGCAACUCUACUACUGAGUUGGAGGCUGCAGCAUUUAGCCUGUUCCCGAAGUUGUUGCCGAUAGGCCCUCUUCUGGCAAGCAAUCGACUGGCUGACCAGGUAGGUCACUUCUGGCAAGAGGACCGAACCUGCUUAACAUGGCUUGAUCAACAACAACCAUGUUCUGUCAUUUAUGUUGCAUUUGGGAGCUUCACUUAUUUCAACCAAACUCAGUUUGAGGAAUUGGCACUCGGUCUUGAACUUAGCAACAGACCAUUCUUGUGGGUGGUGAGACCGGGUAUGACCAAGGAGACUACUUCUAAUUAUAAUUAUCCAGAUGGAUAUAUGGAAAGAGUAGGCGCCCGAGGAAGAAUCGUGAGUUGGACACCACAACAGAAAGUCCUAGCUCACCCUUCAGUAGCAUGUUUCAUGAGUCACUGUGGUUGGAACUCUACAAUAGAAGGUGUCACAAACGGACUUCCUUUUCUGUGUUGGCCAUACUUUGCUGAUCAAUUUCACAAUGAGAGUUACAUUUGUGACAUCUGGAAGACUGGAUUACGGUUGGAAAAAGAUGAAGCAGAAAUCAUUACUCGAGGAGAAAUAAGAACCAAAGUGGAGGAGUUGCUCAACGGCGAAACAUACACAGGUAAGGCGUUGGAUAUUAAAGAAAAGGUUACAAGAAGUGUCAGAGAAGGGGGUUGCUCACACAGAAACCUUAACAAUUUUAUUGAUUGGAUUAAAGACAAAUGAAGAUAUAUUAAUAUGCGAUAUGCCAUAUUACUAUGAAACCAAAUUACAUCAAACCCGUAAACUCUUUAUUCUCUUGUUAAGUUCUAAUAAUUAAUGCUUAGAAAUUGUUGGAUAAAACCUCUCUAUCAGAGUAAUAUUCUUGAUUAAAGAA
Helianthus annuus (common sunflower) is the source of this 1584-nucleotide messenger RNA. RefSeq names its product UDP-glycosyltransferase 83A1. NCBI's taxonomy places the organism in Eukaryota, Viridiplantae, Streptophyta, Magnoliopsida, Asterales, Asteraceae. The record is from RefSeq and is a predicted model, not a curated record. Bases 60 to 1433 code for a protein of 457 amino acids. The transcript is spliced from 2 exons. Gene Ontology annotation, molecular function: UDP-glycosyltransferase activity.